Molecule: messenger RNA, 758 nt
Organism: Perognathus longimembris pacificus (Pacific pocket mouse)
Lineage: Eukaryota; Metazoa; Chordata; Mammalia; Rodentia; Heteromyidae
Gene: Dynlrb1
Product: dynein light chain roadblock-type 1
Exons: 5
Coding region: 163-429 (88 amino acids)
Biological process (GO): microtubule-based movement
Cellular component (GO): cytoplasmic dynein complex; centrosome; cytoplasm
Molecular function (GO): dynein intermediate chain binding
Source: RefSeq, a predicted model, not a curated record
GAACUGGAGCUAGUGUCGGCUCCGCGGUGGUAGAACAUCCGUCCAAGAUGGCAGAGGUGGAGGAGACACUGAAACGACUUCAGAGCCAGAAGGGAGUGCAGGGCAUCAUUGUGGUGAAUACAGAAGAGUCACUGUGUAGCUCAAGCUUGCCUUGAACUCAUCAUGUUCCUCCUUCCUCAACCUCCCAAGUGCUGGGAUUACAUCUGCAUGCUACCAGGCAUUCCCAUCAAGAGUACCAUGGACAAUCCCACCACUACACAGUACGCCAGCCUCAUGCACAACUUUAUCUUGAAGGCUCGGAGCACAGUGCGUGAAAUUGACCCCCAGAAUGACCUGACCUUCCUUCGAAUUCGUUCCAAGAAAAAUGAAAUUAUGGUUGCACCAGAUAAAGACUAUUUCCUGAUUGUGAUUCAGAAUCCAACAGAAUAAGCCACUCUUGGCUCCCUGUUCAUUCCUUAAUUUAAUGCCCUCCAAGAAUUAUCAUGUCAGCUGACCAUAACAUAAAGAUCACCAUAGAUCCCUUAUAAGCCAAUCCAAUGACCAAGGGUGGGUUGGCAGCUCCCCCACCACUACCACCAGGGGGAGUAAUCUCCCCGCCCCCUCAGGCCCCAGAGCUCCCAGACACUGCUCUUCCUUCCCUUCCAGGCUUUGGAGCUGCAGCUUAGGAGAAACUCCCACAUGGCUUCCUUCUGACCUUCAGUUCACUGUUGCCCUUUGGAAAGGUUGUUUUUCUGUAACUAAAAAUAACCAAGCCACUU